Molecule: messenger RNA, 310 nt
Organism: Paramecium sonneborni
Lineage: Eukaryota; Ciliophora; Oligohymenophorea; Peniculida; Parameciidae
Source: the annotation of a GenBank genome assembly
AUGAUUUUUCUCUUAGGUCUUCUACAUAUUGUAUUUAUUUUAAAAAUCAAGUAUUAUUAUUAAAAUAAAGAGCUAAUCCAAGUUAACUUCCAAAUCCAUAUAGGAAUCGAUCCAUUUUUUUAAAUAGUGAUACAAUCAAAGAUAUCCUGAAAUAAUCACCUAACAAAAAAUAAUAUUGUAAUUUAAUUCGUUAUUUCAAGCCAAUUGUGAAGGAUAAUAACGUGAUACAAAAUAUGGGACACAAUACACCAAAAAUAUUUGUCUUCAGAUGAUACUACCACUGGGUAAAAUUUAUUUAUUUAUUAUUUGA